GGCGGCCGGCGGGCGGCCGGGGCCGGGACGAUGACUCUGGAGUCCAUGAUGGCGUGCUGCCUCAGCGAUGAGGUGAAGGAGUCCAAGCGGAUCAACGCCGAGAUCGAGAAGCAGCUGCGGCGGGACAAGCGCGACGCCCGGCGCGAGCUGAAGCUGCUGCUGCUCGGCACGGGCGAGAGCGGAAAGAGCACGUUCAUCAAGCAGAUGCGGAUCAUCCACGGGGCGGGCUACUCAGAGGAGGACAAGCGGGGCUUCACCAAGCUCGUGUACCAGAACAUCUUCACUGCCAUGCAGGCCAUGAUCCGCGCCAUGGAGACCCUAAAGAUCCUGUACAAGUAUGAGCAGAACAAGGCCAAUGCGCUCCUGAUCCGCGAGGUGGAUGUGGAGAAGGUGACAACGUUUGAGCACCGUUACGUGCACGCCAUCAAGACCCUGUGGGGUGACCCCGGCAUCCAGGAGUGCUAUGACCGCAGGCGGGAGUACCAGCUCUCCGACUCCGCCAAGUACUACCUGGCCGACGUGGACCGCAUCGCCACCUCAGGCUACCUGCCCACCCAGCAGGACGUGCUGCGGGUCCGUGUGCCCACCACUGGCAUCAUCGAGUACCCUUUCGACCUGGAGAACAUCAUCUUCAGGAUGGUAGACGUGGGAGGCCAGAGGUCAGAGCGGAGAAAGUGGAUCCACUGCUUUGAGAACGUGACGUCCAUCAUGUUCCUUGUGGCCCUGAGUGAAUAUGACCAAGUGCUGGUGGAGUCGGACAAUGAGAACCGCAUGGAGGAGAGCAAAGCCCUCUUCCGGACCAUCAUCACCUACCCCUGGUUCCAGAACUCCUCGGUCAUUCUCUUCCUCAACAAGAAGGACCUGCUGGAGGAUAAGAUCCUGCACUCCCACCUGGUGGACUACUUCCCCGAGUUCGACGGGCCACAGCGGGAUGCACAGGCCGCCCGGGAGUUCAUCCUGAAGAUGUUUGUGGACCUGAACCCCGACAGCGACAAGAUCAUCUACUCCCACUUCACGUGCGCCACCGACACGGAGAACAUCCGCUUUGUGUUCGCGGCCGUCAAGGACACCAUCCUGCAGCUCAACCUGAAGGAGUACAACCUGGUCUGACCCGGCCGCCGCCACCGCCCCCAGGGGACAGGGACAGCCGUUGGGCGGGCCUUCCUCCGGGCGCCGAGCCCGCCCGGCUCUGCCCACAGACGAGUUGAUUUUGUUUUCCUAUUUUUAACAAAGGGUUUUUAUUUCACAGCUAUCAGGGGACGUAUGUGUUUCUUUCUAUACACCCCCGUGCACUUUCUCAUCUGUGUCAGCGGCGCGGCAGCCUUUUCCUGGCCUUGACUCGUGGCUCGCUUUUUUCUAUUAAAAAAAAAAAAAAAAAAAAAAAAAAAAAAAGGAAAAAAAAGGAAAAGAAGGAGACAAGACCAGCGGAGACAAGACACGCGGGCACGCGCGCCCCCACUGCAGGCCGGCGGCCCCCUGGCGCCCAGCGGGGACAGAGCCACCCGCCGGCCCGCCCCCCUUGCUCCUGGCCCUCACCACCGAGGCUCCCCACCCCAGACUAUGACUUCUCUUUCUCUCGCUCCCUAAGUUAUUGACGUCCUGGACUCCAAGAAGUGGGGGUGGGUGGCGCCCCCCGCUGCCCGCCCUGGGAAGUGCCUAACUUUUUUUUUUUUUCUUUUCCGGGUGAGGAAAGGAAGGCAGUGAGCUGGCUCCCGGGACCCACAGGCUGCUGUCCAGACACCCCCGAGGGGUCAAGGGCGCCCCACUGUGCCCAGGGAGCCGGGAGAGGGCCCUUCUGGAUUGGGAGCCACUUUUGAUUAGUUCUGUUUUGAAACCAGCUUGGAAACAGUGAGCGUGGAGUGGGGACUUCUUCAGAAUAUUCUCAGGUCUGUCCCCGAGAGGCAGAGAAGGGAGUCGCCCGCGGCGGUUCCCGGGCGCGGCCUCCGGCGCAAGCCCUUCUCCCACAUCCCCCACUUCUGCUCCCGAGCCCCCUGCCCCGGGAGGUGAGCACGCAGCACGACGCGCACUUUGCCCCGAGCCAUGGAGGGCCAGUGGCUGCUGGCACUGCGGCCCCGGGUGGCUUCCAGGCCUGGCCACGGCCAUGGCCACGCACUGAGCCAGAGCCACGGGCCGCCUUUCCCGGGUCCCCUUCUUCCAAGGGGCUCGGAGGGUGGGAACAAGCGGGGGGGGGGGGUGUUUUCAUCUGAUGUGGACUGAGCACUACAGUGUUUUUCUGUGGGUUGUUUUGAUUUGCACAAUGUAGCGGGAAUGAACUGCCAGGCCUUGGACCCACCCGCUGCAUCUGGACACGGCCCGGUCGCGGUCUGUGUGGCCGCUGCUGGUCUGGGCCGCCAGCAAAGAGUAGAAACGACUCGGACAGCAGCCCCGAUGCUGGCGUCCACUGUGCCUGGCCCCGCUCCCUCCGCUCACCUGACGCAGGGGCCGGCCUGCCGGUGUCGGAGGAGAGAGCUAGGAGGGGCCUUGUGGCGACUGGGGAGCCCCUUCAGGGUGGGGCGGUGACAUUCCUAGUGCCCAGCCCUCUCUGGGGGCAGGACGGGCCCUCACGGUGCCACGUGUCUGCAUGGGAGGGGGCGUGCCAUAGCCUCCAGCAUGCACCCUCAGUGCCAGAGCAGAUGGUGCUGCUGGCGGGGGGCCUGCCCAGGGGACUCGGGGUCCUCGCAGGGUGCGCAUCGCCAUGUCUCAGCCAAGAUCACAAGGGAACUGGGUUGGGGCGGGGGGGGGGGGGGGGGGGUGACCUGAGCCUGUGAGCCUGGGCACCCGAAGUAUUAAUUCUUCCCAGAGGGAGCAGUGUGCCAAGCACCCUAGAGCCAAAGCCUGGCUGGAGCACCAUGCCACCCCCGCCCAGCGCUUCUGAAACCCUGAGGGCCCAGGACCGGAGGGCGGGGACACCGCCGUGUGCCCUAGAGGGUUGGAGACCGCUCUGCCGGUGGGGCCUGGGUGGUCCGGGCCCCUCCCUCGCCCAUGGUGUGAGGCUUGUUUUUCUCGUUUUCCACCCUGGGGGGGCUCCAUCCUCCUCCCACUGUCAGGUUCCCCCCCCCCCCCCAGAGACGUCCCAGUGCCAGCGCCCCCGAGCGGCAGUGCGGGAGGUGCGCCGGCCGCCAGUGGACCUCCUCUGGUUAUACUUGUAUAUUACACAGUCCUGAUUUCAGACGGUUUCAACCUUAACCUAUUUUAAAGAAGAAUAUUAUAUAAAAUACUGUUUUUAAACUUUUUGUCAUUUGAAAUGCAUGUAUUGUUGUGCGUGCUGGGGGACAGGCCCAUUAGCUCUGUGCCAACCUCCCAGGGCCAAGACUGCCAUGUUGGGGCAGGGGUGGGGGGCGGCGGGCUUCGCUCACCGUGUCGGGGCCCUGACCCCUUAAUCCAGAGAUAGCUGAUGGAAAUUGACUUUUCAUAUCUUUCUCCUGAAAUGAAUUCUGUUUUAAAUUGGAAUAAAUUUUGUUCCUAAA
Callorhinus ursinus (northern fur seal) is the source of this 3467-nucleotide messenger RNA. RefSeq names its product G protein subunit alpha 11 (gene GNA11). NCBI's taxonomy places the organism in Eukaryota, Metazoa, Chordata, Mammalia, Carnivora, Otariidae. Gene Ontology annotation, cellular component: cytoplasm; heterotrimeric G-protein complex. Gene Ontology annotation, biological process: phospholipase C-activating dopamine receptor signaling pathway; adenylate cyclase-modulating G protein-coupled receptor signaling pathway. Gene Ontology annotation, molecular function: GTPase activity; G protein-coupled receptor binding; G-protein beta/gamma-subunit complex binding. The record is from RefSeq and is a predicted model, not a curated record.